AUGGUUCACGUCUCCUUCUACCGCAACUAUGGAAAGACGUUCAAGAAGCCUCGUCGCCCCUAUGAGAAGGAGCGUUUGGAUGCUGAGCUGAAGCUUGUUGGAGAGUAUGGGCUCCGGUGCAAGAGAGAGCUGUGGAGGGUUCAGUAUGCUCUGAGCCGUAUCAGGAACAAUGCAAGGAUGCUUCUGACCCUGGAUGAGAAGAACCCUCGUCGUAUCUUCGAGGGUGAGGCUCUCCUCCGGAGGAUGAACCGGUACGGACUCUUGGAAGAGGGUCAGAACAAGCUUGAUUAUGUUUUGGCUUUGACUGUGGAGAACUUCCUUGAACGUCGCCUGCAGACAAUUGUGUUCAAGACUGGUAUGGCAAAGUCCAUCCAUCAUGCCCGUGUGCUUAUCAGGCAGAGGCAUAUCAGAGUUGGGAGACAAGUGGUGAACAUCUCAUCCUUCCUGGUGAGAUGUGAUUCAGAGAAGCACAUUGAUUUCUCACUCACAAGCCCAUUAGGCGCCGGACGCCCCGGCAGAGUGAAGAGAAGAAACAUGAAGGCAGCUGCCAAGAAGGCUGCUGGUGGAGAUGCAGAUGAAGAGGAUGAAGAUUGA
Prunus armeniaca (apricot) is the source of this 594-nucleotide messenger RNA. Lineage: Eukaryota; Viridiplantae; Streptophyta; Magnoliopsida; Rosales; Rosaceae. The record is from the annotation of a GenBank genome assembly.